GGCAACACUGCCAAAGCCAAUAGGGACGCUAUCACAAUCACAGACCGACGCUCGUUGUUUACGUUCUCUCACUCUCACACUCUCGCUCUCUCACUGGCCACUUCAGGAGUAGGACAUCUUCCUGACGAAUGGAGAAGUGUUUGCAAAUUGUGUAGAUACUGUUGUCUGUUUGUGUCAAAUUGUGUGUUAGUUUGUCUGUGUAUUUAGUUGUCUCCUCCAGGCAGGAGGUUUUACGAAGGGCAAACCCUACCCCCUCUCCCCGGCCCCCUUCAGGAGGAGAAGAAGAACUUCCUGACGAAGGGAGAAGUGUUUUUGCAAAUGGUGUAGAACCCGCUGUUCAUUCCCCGCCUGCCUGUUCUAUCCGCCGACGUCUCCGGGAGGAGAAGACAACCUUCGUGACGAAGAAGAAGGGCGCCACCGCCACCAUGGUCAACAAGCGGUCCACCACGAAGCAGAACGGGGAGGCGGAGGCGCCGCCCCCUCAGCCGCCGCCCCCGAAGGCCUCCAAGAAGGACGACGACGACGUCGGGACUGAGGGCGACGAGACCACUGACGACGAAGGAGGCGUCGACACGCCGCCGCCGACGGAGACGCAGGCGGAGGACGAGAAGCCCGAGGCCGUCGACGAGGAGGGCAAUUACGAGGUCGAACAGAUUGUUGACAUGGAAACCAGAAAGAAAUGGAAGUGCCCUGUGAAGUUCAGAGUUCGCUGGGUCGGCUAUGGAGAGAAAGACGACUCGUGGUUACCUGCUUCUGACCUCAACUGUGAUGAUCUUAUCAACGAGUUUCUUGAGAUAUCUGGUCGUACCUCAGAGUACAAGAAAGCAAUGACUCCUGCAAAGUCCAGAGCACGUCCUUAUGUGAAUGGCGAACGCACAAUCGAAACUCGCAAACCCAAGGGCAUUUCGUACAGUGAGCUGGAUGAGGAUGAAGAAGAGGUUAUGCCUAGUGGCACGAGAACGCGAAAGCCUAAAGGGAUUACUGAAAAGAAAAUUGCAACAAGUCCAAAGAAGAAGAAGAAGACUGGUUCUGGUCCUCAAAAAGAAUAUGAGGUUGAAGCUGUUGUAGAUCAUCGUGUCCGAGGCCGUUUCACAGAGUAUAAAGUCCGGUGGAAAGGGUACGGCCCUAUGGAUGAUUCUUGGGUGUCUGAAGCAGAAUUGAACUGUGACUCCCUUCUGAACAAAUACUUCAAGUCUGCUGGGACUGGAGCACAGCAGGAGGAGGAGUCUUAUGAGGUUGAAGCUAUCAUGAGCCUGAGAGAAGUGGAGGGCCGCACUGAAUACAAGGUCCGCUGGAAAGGUUGGAGUGCAAAAUACGACUCCUGGCUGCCUGAAGAUGAACUGAAUUGUCCUGAUCUCUUGAAAAAGUUCCUUACUACCCUCGAAAAAUUGGAGAAGCAAGAAGAUUGGCAGGUGGAAAGUAUAUUGGAUACCCGACAAAGGAAAGGAAAGGUUGAAUAUUUGAUCUCCUGGAAAGAUUGGGGUCCUAAAUACAACUCAUGGGAACCAGAAGAAAAUCUAGAAGGUUGCAAGGAUAUCUUAGAUCAGUUCCAUAAACAACAGGACAAAGAAAAGGAAAAGUUGCUGAAGGCCGGUCGGAAAAUGAGGGAAGACAGACCAGCAACUCAAAGGUUUGCCGACAACUACUCGGAGGGAAGCCGACCUCGAUCUCGCCGUAGCUCCGGAAAGAAAAGGUCUUACUCGGAAUUUUAUGAUCAGUGAUGCAAAGUCGUGCAUUGUUAGUGGUGUUUGUGGCGUUGGCGUGAGGUGUAGCAAAAUUGUUAUUGAAUUUUUUUAUUCUUAAUUCAAGACUACUGCCAUUUAUGAGUAGUGUUAUAGUUUAUUGGUACAAUAACUUGUUUGUAUGACUCAAGCACCAAGGAAUUUGGAGCAGUCAUUAUUUUCUGUUCAAUUCUUUUCCUAAAGGACUGCGUAAGAUUUGUACUCUGAACUCAAAGCUCACACAGCUCAUAUAUGUCGUCUGAAACUUCUCAAGCCGAGUGAAAAUAAAAUCCACCUGAAACAAAGUGAAAGAUAUAAAGGAAAAAUGUUUCAUUUUCAAUGGUGGAUAUUAUGCAAAUAACUCAAGCUUGUCAAUUCCUAAGCACUGUAUCAGAUGUCAGUCUAUUGCAGAGUAUUUUCUCCAGAUGAGAAAAGUUUCUUUAUAUUUUUAUGAGGUGAUGUUAGUAUGUAACCUAAGACAUUUUUUUUUCAAGAACGCUAUUUUUUUUGUAGAGCAUAAUUUUAACAUGUAGGUGUAAGUAGUAUAUACUUAAAGAGCCCAAGAAGAUUUGUAUCAUUGUUAUGUUGUUUUACAGUAUUUAUAUGCUAGCGGAAGCAAAGAAAUGCACCUUGGAGCUUUUGAUUAUUAUUUUUUCUAGGGAAAAAAUUAGAUUUCGUUUGAUCAUAUUUAACAAAAUUUUUAGAUGUUUUGAGCAUUCGAAUUUUGGAUGCAAGGAUUUAAGAAUACUCAAGACUAAACUAUGUAUGUUUUUUUUUUACGUUCAAGUGCAAUUUUUUAUUUUUUAUAUCUAAAAACUGUGAUUUAUUUUCUCAUUUAAAGUACAUUUUAGCUGCAAUACUUCCUUGUAAAUGAUUAAUUUUUGUUUUGUAUUUUGUCACAUAAUAGGUAUAUUGAUAUAUUUUAGUUCAUAUGGAAGUACAAACCAACACCUUUGACGUGGGAGCAUUCCUUGGUGCACACUGGAAAUUGUCGUUGGAGCUUGGUAAGAAGAUUGUUGGUAGCUUGAUGAGGCAGCUUUUGUUCUUCUAAGUAUUUCUGUAGUGAGAGGAUAGGCACAUCUCAUUCUAGCUUGGGGGCGGGGGGGACUAUCAAUCUUCCAUUUGUAUGCCAGAUUGUAAAGGAGGUGGCAGGAGUCAUCAGUCCUCCACUCCUUAUCAUGACUGGGAACAUAGCAGUUCUGGUUGGAAGUUCAACUUGUCAGUCAUUUUUGAGUCUGUCCUCCCAUGUAAGGAGUGACUCUCUUAUUUAAAAGGUGGAGGUUUGUACUUGAUACAAAUAGCAAAUUAUUAAGGUAAUUUGUGUUUUCCUUGAGUUUUCAAACCAGAAUAAUUUGUCACAUCCCAUCUUGUUACCAAGUGUCAGUGACUGUUUCCAGCUUGCACUGAGGGAUACUCGUACACAAAAGGCUAUGGUCUGUAUACCUAGAGAAGAUACAAAGUUUUUUUUUUUUAAAGAAAUUUGUUACUUUAUAAGUGUUUCUUUGUUGUAUUUUACUAAUAUAUGUCAUGGGUGGACAAAGUGUUAUUGCCAUAAGUGUUGGUAAUAAUUAGUUGUACAAAAUUUGAUAAACGUUUUACUACUUCAUUGCAAUCUAGAACUUCAGCUAAUGGGGGCAAGCUCUUCCAUUGUGAAUUCUUACAGUGAACUUAGUCACAUAACAUAGUUGUAAGUCAUUAAACAUAGAUUAUAUGAUUCAUGACCUCAUGAAUUUAAGUAAAGUUUUAUUUACCUUUGCCAUUUA
Macrobrachium nipponense is the source of this 3484-nucleotide messenger RNA. Its product is annotated as M-phase phosphoprotein 8-like. The coding region runs from base 426 to 1721 and encodes 431 amino acids. NCBI's taxonomy places the organism in Eukaryota, Metazoa, Arthropoda, Malacostraca, Decapoda, Palaemonidae. Gene Ontology annotation, molecular function: chromatin binding. The transcript is spliced from 8 exons. Gene Ontology annotation, biological process: negative regulation of transcription by RNA polymerase II; chromatin organization. Gene Ontology annotation, cellular component: pericentric heterochromatin. The record is from RefSeq and is a predicted model, not a curated record.